GCGAGGUGAAACGCACAGCGGUAGCAGUUGUAUGAAUUCUGUCGGAACAUAUCAGCUGAUCUUUAGGUCGUUUUUUCCCGUUGACUUUUAGACUAGAUUCAUUCAACUGAACACAACUAGUUUAUUACCAACAUAAGAAAAAGAUAACCUGUAAAAUGGAUUGUUCUUCUGAGGCGGUGCAGUUGCUUUCGGAUGAAGCCACCGCUCCAAUGGAAUUGAAAAAAGGAAUGUCCAUAUUCCUGGAUAUCUUAAGAAGAGCAGAUAAAAACGAUGAUGGGAAGUUGUCGUUUGAUGAGUUCAGAGCCUACUUCCAUGAUGGAGUUUUGACAUCCGAUCAACUGAAGGAGCUCUUUAACACCAUAGACACUCACAACACAGACAAUGUGGACACCGACGAGCUGUGUGAGUACUUCUCCCAGCACCUUGGUGAAUACGAGAAGGUCCUGGCAGCUCUGGAGGACCUCAACAUGACAAUACUGAAGGCUAUGGGCAAGACCAAGAAGGACUAUCAGGAAGCCACACACCUGGAGCAGUUCGUGACACGCUUCCUGUUAAAAGAGACAACCAAUCAGCUCCACUCGCUGCAGAGCUCCCUGGAAUGUGCCAUGGAGACCACGGCUGAGCAAACCCGUCAGGAGAGACGAGGUCCAGUAAAGCCUGAUGUGCUGUCAAUCCAGUGGUCAGGGAGAAGAUCCAACCGAAGGCUUCAAAGAAAUAACAGUCUGUCUCCUAACAACCCACUACUCAGCCUGGUCAAUUCAGGUCUGUAUGACGAGGACAACCAAUGGAUGACUCAGGUCAACAGACUCCAGAAGCUUAUUGACCGGCUAGAGAAAAAGGAAGUUCGUAUGGAGCCAGUUGAAGAGGAGGUGUUGGAAGGAAUCACCAAAUCACACAUCCUGAUAGUCCAGAGACAGCUGAAUGUGUUGGUGGAGGAGCUGGAGGAGUUCCGCCUGGCUCUCAGGCAGUACAUGGAGUGUGCCUGCGCCCAGACGGGCUGCCUGCAUGUGGCAGUUCAGCGACUGGCUAAUGAGUCCCGCUUCAUCCUGUACGAGUUCUGGGAACACAACCACUUGUGGAAGAACCAUCUCCAGACAAACUACAGUAAGACCUUCCAGAGAGGUAACGUGGACUUCCUGGAGACACCAGAGCUCAUGACCACCAUGCUGGUGCCUGCCUCCUGGUGGGUCCUAAACAACAACUAAAUGACAUCACGCCAGGCCGACUGAGGACCGCUAUCGAUCAGAAACGUAGUUUGUAGUCUAUCGUCUAUCAUUAGCAUUGGGAGGAAGUGCACACACACACACACUCACGCACGCACACACACACAAUACUGUCAACUUGUACUGUGAAGUCAUUCUGAAUUAUUAUGUAUCAGACCUUUGUGUCCCUUCCUCAUUAGCUGUGUAUUGAUGAUACUGUGUCAUGCUCCUAGAUGUUUACCCUGUUAGGAUGAUGCUGUUUCAUGCUCCUAGAUGUUUACCCUGUUAGGAUGAUGCUGUUUCAUGCUCCUAGAUGUUUACCCUGUUAGGAUGAUGCUGUGUCAUGCUCCUAGAUGUUUACCCUGUUAGGAUGAUGCUGUGUCAUGCUCCUAGAUGUUUACCCUGUUAGGAUGAUGCUGUUUCAUGCUCCUAGAUGUUUACCCUGUUAGGAUGAUACUGUGUCAUGCUCCUAGAUGUUUACCCUGUUAGGAUGAUGCUGUUUCAUGCUCCUAGAUGUUUACCCUGUUAGGAUGAUGCUGUUUCAUGCUCCUAGAUGUUUACCCUGUUAGGAUGAUGCUGUUUCAUGCUCCUAGAUGUUUACCCUGUUAGGAUGAUGCUGUUUCAUGCUCCUAGAUGUUUACCCUGUUAGGAUGAUGCUGUGUCAUGCUCCUAGAUGUUUACCCUGUUAGGAUGAUGCUGUUUCAUGCUCCUAGAUUUUUACCCUGUUAGGAUGAUGCUGUUUCAUGCUCCUAGAUGUUUACCCUGUUAGGAUGAUGCUGUGUCAUGCUCCUAGGUGUUUACCCUGUUAGGAUGAUGCUGUGUCAUGCUCCUAGAUGUUUACCCUGUUAGGAUGAUGCUGUUUCAUGCUCCUAGAUGUUUACCCUGUUAGGAUGAUGCUGUUUCAUGCUCCUAGGUGUUUACUCUGUUAGGAUGAUGCUGUGUCAUUCUCCUAGGUGUUUACAUCAGCAGAGAUUCCAGGCAUGUGUCUCAAAUGGCACCCUAUUCCCUAUAUAGUGCACUACUUUAGACCAGAGCCGUAUGGCACCCUAUUCCCUAUAUAGUGCACUACUUUAGACCAGAGCCCUAUGGAACCCUAUUCACUAUAUAGUGCACUACUUUAGACCAGAGCCCUAUGGAACCCUAUUCCCUAUAUAGUGCACUACUUUAGACCAGAGCCCUAUGGAACCCUAUUCCCUAUAUAGUGCACUACUUUAGACCAGAGCCCUAUGGAACCCUAUUCCCUAUAUAGUGCACUACUUUAGACCAGAGCCCUAUGGAACCCUAUUCCCUAUAUAGUGCACUACUUUAGGCCAGAGCCCUAUGGAACCCUAUUCCCUAUAUAGUGCACUACUUUAGACCAGAGCCCUAUGGAACCCUAUUCCCUAUAUAGUGCACUACUUUAGACCAGAGCCCUAUGGAACCCUAUUCCCUACAUAGUGCACUACUUUAGACCAGAGCCCUGCACUCUACAGGGAAUAUUGUGUAAUUUGGAAUGCAUGCCACCUGUCAGUAUUAGUAUGUCCUCCACACUACCGGUCACAAGUUUUAGAAAACAAGGGGGUUUUCUUUAUUUUUACUAUUUUCUACAUUGUAGAAUAA
Messenger RNA from Oncorhynchus nerka (sockeye salmon), 2801 nucleotides. RefSeq names its product N-terminal EF-hand calcium binding protein 1 (gene necab1). The coding region runs from base 156 to 1205 and encodes 349 amino acids. Gene Ontology annotation, cellular component: cytoplasm. The record is from RefSeq and is a predicted model, not a curated record. NCBI's taxonomy places the organism in Eukaryota, Metazoa, Chordata, Actinopteri, Salmoniformes, Salmonidae. The transcript is spliced from 13 exons. Gene Ontology annotation, biological process: regulation of amyloid precursor protein biosynthetic process. Gene Ontology annotation, molecular function: calcium ion binding.